CCUGGGGCUUCGGCCGGACGCUUUAAAAAGCUCGAUGUGUGAUAGGAAUGACGUUUUCGGUGUUGCAUUUCCGGGAUUUUCGACCUGUUCACAUCGCCAGCACCAAACACAUCCGCGCCCACGGGCUUCGCGCAGUCCGAAACAACAGCAUCUACCGUUGCGCACCGUCUUCAGAGCAUUGGCUGCUGCUUCGAAUCGAACAUUGACAAUCACUCACACGGCCCCGCGUGAUGCACUUAUAGCGCGCCGUACCGAUCCGUCCGAUUCUCCGAGAGCCCCUCGUCGCCAACAGCGGAGUGAAUUCUAACUGGAGCUCGAAUGCCCCCGGCCCUCAUGAGCCAUGCCUCCAUGCCGGGGGUCUUGCCAUCCCAGCAUCUGAGAGAGGCUACCGAUGUUCGGCGCGCCGCGGUGGCCUCGACGAAAGAGCCUGCUGUUUGUCCGACGGACGACGAGGCGCAAGUCCCGCGCAAAGUAUCUCAGAACAAGCGGAACCUUGAUUACGUAUGGAGGUCAGGCGUAGCAGGAGGUUUUGCUGGCUGCGCGGCCAAAUCGAUUGUCGCUCCGCUCGACCGAGUGAAGAUUCUCUUCCAGUCUCACAACCCACAAUUCGUCAAAUACGCAGGGUCAUGGUUCGGUGUAGGAGCGGCAAUCAAGGAGAUCUAUCAGCAGGACGGACCGCUGGGGUUAUUUCGAGGCCACUCGGCCACCUUGUUGAGGAUCUUUCCCUACGCUGCGAUCAAGUUUAUCGCAUACGAACAGAUCAGAGCCAUCAUCAUUCCCCAGAGAGACAAGGAAACGCCGUUCCGGCGCCUCAUCAGCGGUUCGCUGGCAGGCGUCACAUCCGUCUUCUUCACAUACCCCUUGGAGGUCAUCCGAGUGCGGCUGGCGUUUGAGACUAGGAAGGAUGGCCGAUCGUCGCUCCGAUCAAUAUGCAGACAGAUAUAUAACGAAGGCCAGUUUCGGAAACCGCCACCCGCAGCGGACCUACCUGUAGCUUCAGCGAUCCGCGCUGCGGCUACAAGCCCCUCAACGCCCGCGCAAGCCGUGGCCCCCAGCUUCGGACUGGUCAACUUCUACCGUGGUUUCUCCCCAACGCUUCUUGGCAUGCUCCCCUACGCUGGCAUGUCCUUCCUCACACACGACACGGUAGGCGACCUGCUUCGCCACCGCAAAAUCGCCCAGUAUACUACGCUCCCGAAGCCGGAAAAUUCGCCGCCAGGCAAGCCAGCGCCCCUCCGACCCUGGGCCGAGCUGUUUGCCGGCGGCGUGGCAGGGCUUGUCUCGCAGACGGCGUCGUAUCCGUUGGAGGUGAUCAGGAGGCGCAUGCAGGUUGGUGGUGCAGUUGGCGAUGGCCGCCGGUUGCGCAUCGGCGAGACGGCGAGGCUUAUCAUGCGGGAGGCCGGCUUCCGGGGCUUUUUCGUGGGCUUGACGAUUGGCUACGCCAAGGUAGUGCCUAUGGCGGCGACGAGCUUUUACACCUAUGAGCGCCUCAAGACGUGGUUCGGCAUUUAAAGGCCUCAGUUUUCCUAUUCUCCUGUACCAACGGCAUGAGUGGCGUUCUUGUUUGAGGUUCCCAGUUCUCUUUUUGCAUACGAAUCCUGUCGUCCAGUCACAUAGACGCUUUAUACGGGAUACAAUGACAUACCCCCUUACCCAACAGACCCGGAGAUGUUUGGUAGCUGCGUAUAUUGCUAUUGCCUUCGCCC
Chaetomium strumarium is the source of this 1706-nucleotide messenger RNA. RefSeq names its product mitochondrial carrier domain-containing protein. Gene Ontology annotation, biological process: mitochondrial coenzyme A transmembrane transport. Gene Ontology annotation, molecular function: coenzyme A transmembrane transporter activity. NCBI's taxonomy places the organism in Eukaryota, Fungi, Ascomycota, Sordariomycetes, Sordariales, Chaetomiaceae. The record is from RefSeq and is a predicted model, not a curated record. The transcript is spliced from 2 exons. Gene Ontology annotation, cellular component: mitochondrial inner membrane. The coding region runs from base 319 to 1512 and encodes 397 amino acids.